CUGUAUUUUAAUGUCAUAUAAUGUUGUAUUAUAAAUAUAUUGAUAGUUUCAUAUUAUUUACGACGGUAAAAUAGAAAUUAUAUAAGAGUAGUUACAACACAAAUCAUCCCCUUCAUCGCACCCAACUUCUCCUCUACACCGAAGUGAACUGGCCCGUUACGAUAACCUUGUGUGGUAGUAUACCAGGGAUCUCCUCUGUAGUUGCUUUGUGUUCAAGCCAGUACAGUGCGUUGAAAAGUUUCGAGCGGCAACAUGGCGUCGAAAAAAGCAAAGAAACAAAGGAUCGAAUACGAAUGUGAAUCAGAUCAGUUUAGUGUCAUUUCAGAUGACGACGAGUGUGAUAUUAGUGACAGUGAAACAGACGAAUACGAAUUAAGUGAAUGUGAAAGUGGUGAAGGUGAGUCGUGGAGUCUGUCAGGAGAAGCGAGAAAACCCUUUCCCACAGACAGCAAUUUAGGAAAGGUUAAUGUAAACAUUCCUUUCUUGGAUCGUAACCCCGAAUCGAUAUUUGAGUACUUCUUUACCCAAGAAUUAAUAGAAUCUAUUGUGUCACACACAAAUAUUUACGCAUCCGAAACAAUUAAGAAGAAGAGGUCGGAAGGAUCGCUGAAAACAGCGAGCAGAAUUCGAUAUUGGAAAGAAACCGAUUGUAAUGAAGUGAAGUUAUUCAUUGCUUUACUCAUCCUACAAGGUGUAGUAAAGAAACCAACCAUGCAAUUGUAUUUUACUAAGAAUGAAAUGCUGGCUACCCCAUUCUUUAGACAGGUCAUGAAAAGAGAUAGAUUUCUACUUCUUCUAUCAUUGAUUCAUUUUACUAUUGAUUCAGAAGAAAGUAGGAAAGAAAACGAUUACCAUUUCUUUCAAAUCGUACCGCUUUUGAAUCAUCUAAAAGAGAAAUGGCAGGAGAUCUACACGCCAGAAAGAGAUAUAAGUAUAGACGAGAGCCUGCUUAUGUGGAAGGGUCGUGGUCUCUCAUGGAGAACCUACAUACCAAGGAAGAGGGCACGUAUGGGAGUAAAGUCUUACCUUCUCUGCGAAUCGUCCACAGGAUACGUCUACGAUAUGAUGAUCUAUACAGGAGAAUCUACACUUUUGUGCGAUAAAGUAAAGGAUCUCGACCUUAAAGGAUUUAAUAAAACAUCGAGGGUGGUGUUAACUCUGAUGGAAAGUCGACUAGACAAAGGUCAUAGGUUAUUUCUGGAUAACUAUUAUUCUUCGCCCAAGUUAUACGACACGUUAGCACGUUACAAAACUGAUGUAGUGGGUACUGUUCGAAUGAACAGGAGAGAUUUGCCACCAGAUAUGAAAGACAAAGUCCUAAAACCCGGGGAAGUUUGCUCGUGGUAUCGUGGACGACUCAUGGCACUGAAAUGGCACGAUAAAAAAGACGUGUGUAUGCUUUCUACCAUACACGACGGUAGCAUGAGAAGUCAUAAAGGUAGAGGACGGAAAGCUAAGAUGAAACCAGCAGCAGUGUUGGAUUAUAACAAAGGAAUGGGAGGUGUCGAUCUGGCAGAUCAAUGCAUUAGUAAUUACGCUGUCAAAAAGAAGUGUUUGAAAAAAUUUUACAUGAAGAUGUUCCUUCAUCUCCUAGAAAUCACGGUGUUUAAUUCGUACAUAAUUUAUAAUAAAUACGGGGCAAAUACAACCCAUUUGAACUUCAUACUAAAUUUAGUGACCAAUCUCACAAAGAAAUACUCUGACAGAAUCAAACCUAAAAUAAAUGAAAUAUCGAGGAUACGUCUAUCAAGUUCAAAGGAGAGGCAUUUUAUGACCUUUGUCCCCGUGUCGAGUAGAGACGAAAGCAGGCUGCUUAGGAAAGCUUGUUAUGUUUGUAGAAUGGAAAAGAAAAGAAAGGAUACUAAAUAUCGGUGCGCUAAAUGUAAUGUUACGUUAUGUCUUAUUCCAUGUUUCGAAAUAUAUCAUACAAAAAACAAUUUAGUUACGUGAAAAGUACGCAAGAUUUCUUUAUUGUUCCUCAUCAGUAUCGGGAGAAUGAACAACAGAGCAAUUUCCUGUGUUAUCGUAAUGUCUAAUGUAAACCAUUCCGUAUUGCGAUGACAUUUAUUGAACAAGUGGAUUACCCAAGUGGUUCAACUCAGGUGAUUUUAAACUUUAUAAAUAGAUAUACUGUUAUUCUGUACAACUUUUGAUAUAUUAUUAAUAAAGAUACACAUUAUUUUCAUAGUAUUUUAA
Molecule: messenger RNA, 2196 nt
Organism: Centruroides sculpturatus (bark scorpion)
Lineage: Eukaryota; Metazoa; Arthropoda; Arachnida; Scorpiones; Buthidae
Product: piggyBac transposable element-derived protein 4-like
Exons: 1
Coding region: 253-1950 (565 amino acids)
Source: RefSeq, a predicted model, not a curated record